Messenger RNA from Paracoccidioides lutzii Pb01, 1710 nucleotides. RefSeq lists its product as hypothetical. The record is from RefSeq and is a predicted model, not a curated record. The transcript is spliced from 3 exons. Bases 1 to 1710 code for a protein of 569 amino acids.
AUGCCGAUUGAACCCUGGGAGGUAAAGGCUCAAACUGUCCGCGAUUACCGUGAUGCAACCCUUGCCAAAGUCGAUCCUCCGCUGGGCCCAUUGCCUAACCCCCUGCCAAUGAGCUCACUGGAUCUACCCAAGCAACUGCUCACGGCCCGCGAAUAUGAACUUACUCAGAACUAUGAUGCCAUUGCUCUUCUGCGCAUGCUGCGUACCAAGGAGGCCACCUCAGAAGAAUUGACGAGAGCGUUCCUCCGGAGAGCUGCAAUUGCUCAGCACGCGGUUUGUGCUCCAUCCUUUAACAUGAGCAAGUUUGGUUUGCAAGUAAUUGUCGAUCUGCUGAUCGAAUAUUUGGCUGAACAGGUCAACUGCGUUACGGAGCUCAUGUGGGAUGAGGCCAUUGAACGAGCCAAAUAUCUCGAUUCCCUCCCACAACCCAUUGGGCCUUUACAUGGACUGCCUAUUUCCGUCAAGGAGCACCAUGGGAUGAAGGGUAAAAAAUGUAACGCCUCCAUAGUUAGCUGGAUUGAUUAUCCUUCAACAGACGGGCUUCUGAAUGAUGCGUUUUAUAACGCUGGCUGUGUUUUCUAUGUUCGUACUACCGGUCCUCAACUCCUGAUGCAUUUGGAAUGCACUAGCAAUAUAUAUGGCCGGACUGUCAAUGCACACAACCGUAAUCUCACUUCCGGUGGUAGCAGCGGUGGCGAAGGGGCCCUGGUUGGAAUGCGGGGAAGUGUUUUGGGUGUGGGUGGGGAUAUUGGUGGCAGCAUCCGAUGUCCGGCGAGCAACAACGGCGUAUAUGGAUUUAAGCCGACCUGCACACGAAUCUCGGGAACAGGCAAGAAGAUUGUAAUGGACGGCUGCGAGGCCAUCUUAGGGACUUACGGACCACUUUGCACCAGCAGGGCAGCGAUAAAUCUCUUCAUGGAAGUUGCAUUGGCUGGCGAGCCCUGGCGCCUUGACCCAUCGGUGACUCCUAUCCCAUGGUCCCCUGUCACGUUAACGAAGCAGCUGAAGAUCGCUGUUGAAUGGGAUGACGGUGUCGUUAAACCACAUCCGCCAGUUCUCCGUGCGCUCAGAGAGGUGGCGGAUGCGUGUCGGAAGGCUGGCAUGGAAGUUGUCGAUUGGGUGCCGCUUGAUCACUCCAGGGCAUGGGAUAUUAUUUCCGCUCUGUAUUUCACAGACGGAGGGGAAGAUGCUCUUGAGUCCCUGAAAGCAUCUGGAGAACCAAUCCUGCCUUUGUCCAAAUUCAUUAUUCAUGAACAACCCACGGUCAAACCGCAUACACUGGCAGAACUUUGGAAGCUAUGCAUUAGGCGCGACGAUUACCGCGCAACAUAUGCUAAGCACUGGUCAGCAACGGCCACUUCUCCCACAGGAGAGGUCGAUUUAAUUCUGUGCCCAGCCACCCCGGGAUGUGCACCACCGCACGAGACUUCCCGCUAUUGGGGCUACACUGCACAAUGGAAUUUGCUCGACUACCCCGGUGUGGUCUUCCCUGUCACCACCGUCGAUCCAGCGGCAGACCUGCGCGACGAGAACUACCAGCCCCGUAACGAGAAAGAUCUAUAUAAUCAUGACCUUUACACGGGUCCAGAGAGAUAUGAACGUGCACCGGUUAGCUUGCAACUUGUAGGAAGAAGAUUCUGCGAUGAGAAGGUUAUAGCGGGACUUGAGGCAAUCGAGAAGGUCAUGGGAAGAGAGGAAGAAGAACAUUGA